AUGGAGUUUCAACCUAUUUGGAUGACUGCAGACAUUCCUUGGCAGCCUUAUGAUCCUGACUCUCGGCUCCAAGAAGAAGCUCUGCAACAACAGAUCAAUGCUGACUAUCAAGCACCGUAUCACCAACUCGCAUCUUUCACUCGACUUGAUUCAACGCUCCCAACUGCUGCUUGCCUUGACCGUUUACCGCAAGUUUUAGGGGACAGCAACAAUGUCAUAUGUGGCGGACACAGUUUGACAAUUCGAUCAAUGAAAACUUCCGGAAAAUCCUACCUCAUCAAGCCGGAUCAACUUGCUCGUCGAUGGAGAACCAGUAUUGAAUGUGCUCGUCGCACCCUGGAGAAGACAACCCAACGUGCCGUUCAUGAUUGGUCGGUUGUUCAAGGGUCUUGCCGUUUCCGCCCUGUACAAUAUCAGUUGGAGUAUCCGAGAUUGAAAACAAAUGUCUAUGUUGAUGUUAAGUUUGGACCCUGUAAGUCAGCUGAAGGAAACACUUGCGUCGCGGUCUAUGCUACACCAGUACAGUGGGCUCGUGCUUAUCCGUUGAACAAAGAAUCAGAUGUUCACACAAGCCUCACACAACUAUUCCAUCAGUUCAGUUUUCCCCAAUGUCUCAUACCUGAUGAUGCCAAAUCACUGACUCAAGGGAAAUUCCGAGAAGUCGCUAACAAAGGACAAGUGCCGAUUCAUCCUAUCAAGCCUCAUCAUCCUAAUCAAGCACUGACAGAAGACACAAUUUGGGAAGGAAGUCGACUUUACCGUCGAUUUAUGCAUGCAAGGAAUAUCCCUAUUGCGUUCUGGGAUCGAGUUUUCAUGUAUGCUUUUGAGAUUCGCAGUCACAUGGCACUGGGACUUGCAAUACAAGAAGGAGAAUGUGGAGCCACAAUCGUUUCUGGCAACACUAAAGAUAUCUCUCACCUGGUUGAUUUUGCUAUUUGGGAUUGGUGUUGGUGCCUUUUACCUAAUCGCUCAUCUAAGGAUGGGAAACAACUAUGUCGUUGGCUUGGUCCAAGUUUUACUAUUGGAGCAGCUCUUUGUUUUGCUGUUGCUAUUGCAAAUGGACAAGUGCUACAACGAUUGUCAGUGAUUUCUUUAUCAGCCGAAGAACGAAACAGUGAACCAAUGGAAAAGAAGAAGAAAGAAUUUAUGGAAGAUCUGAAGAAGAAUCUGAAGAAGAAGUCUGAUGGAGUUUCUAUCUCUGAAGAAGAACUUGAUCGCAUUCCGCAUAAAUACAGCAUGCCGAUCUCUGCAAUCGAAGAUGGUGGUUACCCGCAGUAUGCACAAUAUGAAGAUCACGCACAAGAAGAUCCUCGCCACAAGAUUGAAGAUGAUUUUGAAGAGCCGCCAGAUCAAGAAUCAGAUCCUGUUGAGUUCGACAAAUAUGUCUCUGCAAAAGUAUCGUUUAAUGCAGAAGGAGUUGAGACUUUCGGAGUUGUUCAAGGUCGGAAGCGUGACUCAUCUGGAAAAUUGAUUGGUCACUACCAUGAGAAUCCACACCUUGACACAUCUAUCUAUCAAGUGGAGUUCGAGGAUGGAAAAGUGGAAAGCUUCUAUGCAAAUCAGAUUAUUGAAGGGAUAAUGAUGAAUGUCGAUGAUGAAGGUAAUACAAUGUACCGGAUUCGCGAAUUUAUUGAUCAUCAACGUGAUGGACGAGCAGUUAGAGGGGACGAUGGAUGGUAUACUACCUCCAACGGUCUCAAGCGUCCACAAAAGACAACUAAAGGAUGGAAAUUAUUAGCUGAAAUGAAAGGUGGAGAAACCGAAUGGCUUGAUCUAUCAGUAGCAAAAGAAGCGUUUCCUAUCAAGAUCGCUGAAUAUGCUGUUGCAAACAAGCUUGUGUCAGAGCCUGCCUUUGCGUGGUGGGUUCCCUACACUUUGAGAAAGCUUGAUCGAGUUUUGAAAGCUGUUAAGCGCCGUGCUGUGAAAAGACAGAAGCCAGAAAAGUUUGGUAUUGAAGUGCCUGGUCCUGGUCCGAAAGGCGUUGCACGUGCGUAUGAACUUGAUGCUCAGAAUGGUACC
Cylindrotheca closterium is the source of this 2019-nucleotide messenger RNA. Lineage: Eukaryota; Bacillariophyta; Bacillariophyceae; Bacillariales; Bacillariaceae. The record is from the annotation of a GenBank genome assembly.